AUGCUAAGAUUGGGGAGUCAUACAGCAAUCUCAAAAGGUAUCAUUGCGACAUCAUUAAAUCAACAGAACCAUCCUAAUCCUAUGAGUUAUGAUAGCAAUCAAAGCAAAGUUAUAGCUUUACAACAUCAAGAUCAACAACAACAACAACAACAACACCAGCAGCAACACCAGCAACAACACCAGCAACAACAACAAAAUAAACAAAAAAUAAUGAAAAACAAUAAAAAGAACAAGAUUAUUAAUAACAAUUAUAAUCUCAUGCAAAAUCCCUCUCUUGCAAACAAACGUCAACCAAGAUCUAAUUUUAAUUCUAAUUCAAAUAAAAAUUCAGUUCAACAUUACAAUCCAACAAGUCCAGAUUCUCCAUGGUUCGAAAAUGUCACAGCUUUUGAAGAAUGUGUAUCACAGACUUUAUACAUGUCACAGACUCCAAGACGUAAAAACGAAAAAGGUAAAAGAUUUGAGCCACCAAACUCAGCUACAAACACUCUUUUUUGGGAUUCUAUUGGAAGAGCCAUGGGUUUGUAUCAUGAUUUGAUUGCCACUCCAGAAUUGAAUUCAGAUAGAGUAUCAAAAUUGGUCCAUUUAUUACACAACGGUCUUAGAGCUAACAGAAAUCAAUUGACAAGAAUGAAUAAGAAACCAGAUUAUGAUUCACAAUCUUUCCAUAAAGAAAUGACAAAUUAUUUAUGUAAGUCUUUACGGACUAUUUCACAAGAUGUUUUGAAUAAUAAAGUAGAGUUAAACGAAUAUGGUGCUAUGCACUUAAUCACUGCAUUCAAAGAGUUAUUAUUAUUCGAGGAGAGUGUUCAGAUUUGGAAAACAGCUAUCAAUGGUACCAACAAUUUCACAUCAAACAUUUUUUUGAAUCCAAGAGUAGUAGGUGUCAUUUUACCAAUUUUAUAUGACAAUGGAGUUUCAUAUCCAGAAAUCCAAUCUUUAUAUGAAAAAUCUUCAUCAAUGAUUAACUAUUUCCAUCCCAAUUUAUCUGUUGGUAUGAUUAGAGCUUCACUUUCUGCAGGUCAAAAUGAAAUGGCUUUACAACUAUUUCAAAAAUUAUGUCAAGAAUCAACAGAGAUGAAAUAUGGUUAUUUAAUCGAAACACAUUUAUCAUUCAUUGGUGAAUGUAAAGACUUACAUGUUGCCCAAACAUUCUUUGACAAAGCAUUAAACGAUGAAAUGCCAUAUAAAAUCGAUUUACAAGUAUCAUACGUUAAAUCAUUCUUAAGAAAUAUUUGGGACCAAUUACAUGAUUUUAAACGUGUAUAUGAAAUAUGGUACAUAUCAUCAUUGCAUUACGGAAGGAACGUUAAUCAUGGUAUUUCUUCAUCCUUAAAUGACACAUUUUUUGAUAUUUUUUUCAAAAACUUUGCAAAUGAUAAAAUCAAUGGCUUUCAAAUAUUGCAAAACAUUAUUCAAACAUAUAGCACAGUCAAAUCAAUUGAUGAACCAUUUUUCAAUAUCAUUUUAACUAAAUGUGCUAUAUGGCGUGAUCAAAAUGUCAUUGACUAUAUUGAUAAAAGUUAUGAGCAUUUCAAAAUACCGAAGACAAUAGUUGCUUACAGAAUCCUACUUAAAUCAAUGGGAUCUGUAGACUAUUCAAGUAAUGAAGCUAUACUGCAAAGAUGGAUAGAUUUAGUCGUCAAAUCAGAUGAAAUUGGUCAGAAAUUCAUUGCUAAUGCAGAUUGGGCAGCGUUAAGAGACGCCACAAUAACUUGGGCCCAGAUGAAUUUCAACCUUUCGACAGUGACUAACAAUCAAAUGAAUCUGAAGGCUCAUGAUGAUGCUGGACUACUGACAAAAGUGGCCAGUGACAAUAAUAUUACAAAUGUCCCUACACCUUCUGAUUCUCCAUUAAGUAACACAAGCAGCAUCAAUAUUUUCUCUAGAGUGCCUUCAAGAGAUCAUAUGGAUUUACUACACCCAGCAUUUGCUGCUGCCAAUGCUUCAGGUGCUUUUGAUGAUAUGGCAGCAGCAGCUGCAGCCGCAGCUGCCAAUGCUGGUAUGAGCCAACAACAUAUUAGCGGACCAGCCCUUGACAGAAUCAUAUUAUAUUUAAAAAUAGUGAAAUGUUACUCCUCAUUUUGCCGUGACUCGAGACAGUUAACUAGAUUGACAUCUGGCACCGCUGUUAAAUAUUCAUGUCUACAACCUGCAUUGAAAAAUUUCUCAUCUCUAGAUAUUUCAGAUAUUCCUAUCCCUCAAUUGCAUAAUUUAAAAUCUUCUUAUUGA
Molecule: messenger RNA, 2232 nt
Organism: Tetrapisispora phaffii CBS 4417
Lineage: Eukaryota; Fungi; Ascomycota; Saccharomycetes; Saccharomycetales; Saccharomycetaceae
Gene: RMD9
Product: Rmd9p
Exons: 1
Coding region: 1-2232 (743 amino acids)
Source: RefSeq, a predicted model, not a curated record